AUGACGUCCGCGUUCCCCGCGCGCGGGCCGACAGUGGGCGUGCCGUCGAAGAAGUUCAGCCUCUCCCUCGGCGGCGGCGGCGGCGGCGGCGGCGGCGGCGGCGACGACGGCGGCGAGGACGGGCCUCGGAUGGGCCGCCUCGACCUCAGCAAGAUCUCGUUCGCCGCGAUGGGAGGCAGCGCGGAGCCGCUCCACCUCCCCGAGAACGACGACGCGUACGACGUCGACAGCAGCGACGAGGAUCUCGACGGGAUGGAGGCGGCCGUCGCGCGGUUCGAAGCGCGCGCGAGGCAACGGAGAGAGCUCCGCGACGUCGCCGCCGCGUCCGAGGACGUCGCGCGCGAGAUGGCGAGGGAGCGCGACGAGAUGCGCGCCGCGGUGGACGAGCUCCGCGCGCAGCGGAGGAAAUUCGAGGAGGCCACGGGCGGCGGCGAGUACGGCGGCGUGGUGGGGGGCGCGGCGGCGAGAGCGGAGGGCGACGGCGGCGCGGAGACGCGGGGACGGCGGCGCGACGACGACGACGACGACGACGACGACGACGACGACGACGACGACGACGACGACGACGACGACGACGACGACGACGGAGUGGACGCCGCGCUCGACGACUUGCGGCGGCGGCGCGAACGCGUCGACGCGCGGCUCGCGUCGCUCGCGCUCGAGUGGUCGGUCGAGGGCGUAGGCGGCGGCGGCGGCGGCGGCGGCGACCGUUCGCGUCCCUGCCGAGACGACGGUUCGUAUCGUCAUCUCGUCGGCGAGGAAGCGCGCGCGGCGGCGGAGGCGGAGGUCGCGAGGACGUACAGAGGCACGCCGGAGUGGAAACGACGGAAAGAACGCCGCGCGCGCGCGCUGGAGGAGGACGCGCGAUCGCGAUCGGCCGCCGCGGAAGAGGACGACGACGCGCCGGUCCCGGAGUGGAAGCGACGCCGCGACGCGCGACGCGCGGCGGAGGCGGUGGCGGCGGCGGCGNGAAUCGAAAACCAAAACGCCGCCGCCACCGCCGACGAGAACGCGUCCGUCGUGUUCGCCGCGGCCGCCGCUCUCCGCGACGGCGACGACGCCGCCUUCGCGUCGCUCCUCCGCGGGCCUCGCCGCGGCCUCCUCCUCGCCGCGCGCGACGAGCGCGGCGACGCGUUACUCUCGCUCGCGUGCCUUCUCGGCCGGACGAGGGCGGUCAAGGCGAGUUCUAUCUUCACACUGGCGCUCGCGAGAGCCGGGUGCGAGCUCAACGCGAAGAACGUCGACGGCUUGAACGCGAUCGACCACGCGGUGAACGAGGGACGGUUCGAGCUCGCGGACUACUUGGUUCGAUGGGCGACGAAGCACGGGAUCGCAAUCGGGGACGAGUAG
Molecule: messenger RNA, 1350 nt
Organism: Micromonas pusilla CCMP1545
Lineage: Eukaryota; Viridiplantae; Chlorophyta; Mamiellophyceae; Mamiellales; Mamiellaceae
Exons: 2
Coding region: 1-1350 (449 amino acids)
Source: RefSeq, a predicted model, not a curated record